Molecule: messenger RNA, 793 nt
Organism: Athene cunicularia (burrowing owl)
Lineage: Eukaryota; Metazoa; Chordata; Aves; Strigiformes; Strigidae
Exons: 7
Coding region: 1-741 (246 amino acids)
Source: RefSeq, a predicted model, not a curated record
AUGCUGCCCAGCAAACAUCAGGUGGUUCCAGAACCAGUGACCCCAUGGACCUUAUGCCUCUUUGGACAGCAAUGUGAAGAAAAGGAAAUAGGAGACGGUCCUCCACGAAUUUUCUCAGAUGUGAGUCCUUCCCACAGGCCACAGACCUCCCCAAGAUGCUCCUACACAUUGCAGUCCUUCCAGCACAGAACUACAACAGCGGUGGCUUUCCACAGAGUCCUAGCCGCCUUCAUCAUCAACAGCCUGCUCCGCCAUGGGGUCCUCCACGGGCUGCAGGUGACGCAGCUGGUGGAGUUCCUCAUCGAGCACCACGAGGAACUCUUCGCGGAGGAGGUGGCUGGGCUUGCCGGCACAUCGGAUGAGGAGUCACCGGCACCGGAGCUGGGAGCAGCGGCAGCAGAGGUGCCUCCAGUCGCCCCAGAAAGCCAACACCUGAAGAGCUCGUCUGGGGAGAGAAGGUUGCCAGGCUCUUCUCAAGGGAGUAGAAAGAGAAAAGGCAGCUGUGAAGAGGGGAGCGAUGGGCAGGAAGAGGAGGAAGCUGGAGCCGAAGCUCUCAGGGACGGGCAACUGAGGGAAUCUGAGCAGGUGCCCAUCUGUUUUUGCAGCUUGGAUUCCCCAAUGAGUUCUGAUGCCACAGCUUCCACGGACACGACACGGGCACAGCACCACCUCAGCGGAGGCGAGGAGAGAGGCGCCGUGCCCCUCUGCUCUGGCCAGCAGAUUGAAGUCACGCACUGCUGAGCCGCAGCGGCCCCGCACCACCCUCAGAGCCAUCCCGGCCCUCGCAGGAGGC